AGAGAAAGAGAAAGAGAGAUGGGGAAGGGAAGAACACCAUGUUGUGAUAAGAACAAAGUGAAGAGAGGUCCUUGGAGCCCUGCUGAGGACUUGAGGCUUAUAACUUUCAUUCAGAAGAAUGGCCAUGAUAACUGGAGGGCUCUCCCUAAGCAAGCAGGUUUGCUGAGAUGUGGGAAAAGUUGCCGUCUGAGAUGGAUUAAUUACCUCAGGCCUGAUCUCAAGCGAGGGAACUUCACUAGAGAGGAAGAGGACUCCAUAAUUAGGCUGCAUGAAGCCUGGGGAAACAAGUGGUCCAAAAUUGCCUCCCAGUUUCCAGGAAGAACAGAUAAUGAGAUUAAGAAUGUGUGGAACACUCAUCUGAAGAAAAAAUUGGGUUUCAAGAACUCUGAAUUUUGUGGAGAUGAAUCAAAGGAGUUAUCUUCUAUAACCUCCUCUUCCUCAUCAUCUUCCUCUAGUGCUUCAUUUUUGUCUGGUGGAAAACCAAGUGUUGCAGGAGAGCUUGAGCAUCAAUCAGCUGACCAAGAAACUAGCAUGGCCAACAACAACCCUCAUCAUGAUCCAUGCAUUUUGACAAUUCCAGAGGAACUUGAUCUGGAUUCUCCAAUGGAAUUAAUAAAUCAAUUUAGGCCUGAUCCCAAGGACUUGAAAGAGUUGACCAGCUCUUCUGUUUCCUCCAUUGAAUCAAAUGGCUCAAGUUCCAGCCAACUUGAUAUUUCAAGGCCAUCAGAAGAGCAAAUGGAUUUUCUGUUUGACUUUUCAGAACCUAAUUAUGAUAUUCCAUUGGAGCCUGACUCUGACUUUUGGAACACGUUUGAUGGGUUUGUGCCAUUGCAGUCAAAUGAAGUCCAAUUAAAUCAGGCUGAGGCUUGCAAGAGUUCAAACUAUGGACAACAUGAAAAUGAGAAGUGGCUUAGUUACUUGGAAAGUGAGCUUGGACUGGAUCAGCCAACUGCAGAUUGUACUGGCCAGGAGUUUUUAGCACAGGUCACAACUGGACAAUUACUCCCAGAGACCUUUCUGUGUGACAAAAUGCCAAACCCUGCUGCGGAGUUUGACCAGAGCUUGGAUUACUUUCAAAUGUGGCCUUUUUUGCCACACAACAAUUCCUCCAUUUAAUUUAGUCAUGUUACUGAUACUUAGUUGAGUCCUCCUAACUACAGAUCAAAAUUUCAAAUAGGGUUUUGCUUAUGUUUUGAUGGGAAUUUUUUAGAUGAUUUUCCUGAUUUAUCUUAUAAC
Messenger RNA from Prunus mume (Japanese apricot), 1236 nucleotides. RefSeq names its product transcription factor MYB58. The record is from RefSeq and is a predicted model, not a curated record. NCBI's taxonomy places the organism in Eukaryota, Viridiplantae, Streptophyta, Magnoliopsida, Rosales, Rosaceae.